Molecule: messenger RNA, 2446 nt
Organism: Cantharellus anzutake
Lineage: Eukaryota; Fungi; Basidiomycota; Agaricomycetes; Cantharellales; Hydnaceae
Product: kinase-like domain-containing protein
Exons: 7
Coding region: 194-2200 (668 amino acids)
Biological process (GO): regulation of MAPK cascade; protein phosphorylation; intracellular signal transduction
Cellular component (GO): cytoplasm
Molecular function (GO): ATP binding; protein serine/threonine kinase activity
Source: RefSeq, a predicted model, not a curated record
CACAGCUGACAGGUCUUCCUAUCGCCGGCCCUCAGCCUCGCCUGGCAGACAGUCCUUUUUCAGAUCAACGAGUCCUGCGCACGACGGACAGAGGGUUCGUAAUUCGCUGCACAAGCCACCACCUGCGUCUCGCCGUCUCGCAAAGGACGCAUUUGCAACAUACAUCGAAACCCCAUCUGAAUUUCAGGAAACCAUGCAAGGAUCAACCAGUGUGCCGCGCCGUCCCUCGAGGCAGAAUACCGAGACACUCCAAGACCUCUACAACCCCGAUGUUGCUGCUUACAGUGACGACAAAUUCGGAAAUCUUGAUCGGAGAUCAUCGCUCCCGGCGCUCCCUCAAAGCUCCGAUCAGCAAUUCUUCGCUGAUGCGAGUGAACCAUUGCCGCCAAUCGAGCAUCCCCCGCCUGUGGCUCGUUCCCGGUCCCGUAGCGGGACCACCACUCAAAAACCAAAGAAAGGAGUUCUUUCAUUCAUGACCGAGUUUUUGGGUACGGCGAAGAAACCCGAGAUCAGUACCCCCUAUGAUCCUGUGCACCUUACUCAUGUCGGCUUCAACUCGUCAACUGGAGAGUUCACUGGCCUGCCAAAGGAAUGGCAACAACUUCUACAAGAGUCUGGUAUUUCUCGUUUGGAGCAGGAACGUAACCCUCAAGCUGUGAUGGAAAUCGUCAAGUUCUAUCAAGAAGGUCACGGAGAAGUCUGGGACAAAAUGGGACAUGUUCAUGGUGAAGUCGACGAAGCUCUCGCCAGGAAGAUGAAUGAAGCGAAGUUGCCAAUGCCUGAUUUAGGCCAAGGCUUCGUAAAUCCUCGCCCACCUCCACCACCUCCAACGAAGAAAAUAUCUGUGCCACCACCAGUUUCAAAAGAUACCCCAUCCUCGGCGACGUCGCCAUACCCUUCGCGCCCGGCCCCCGCUCCUCCUGCUUUAGAUCGAUCCACGUCCGCUCGUACACCCCAAACGCCUUCACGAAGUCGAGAAACGGGUGAUGAUAUCACCCCAUCCCGCUCCAUCUCGCAACGCGACGCCUCUCGUCUAUAUCAAACCAAAAAAUCCCCUUCUCCUGCCAGCUCUUCUCUCACUCUCGUUCAGACCGCACUCUCCCCAAAUAACCCGUACGCGGCUCCAGGGGAUAACAUAGUUUCUGGUACUACAAUUGCGUCUCCAAGCACCCCUGUCGGCAGCAAAGAACUGCUGGCGCGUGAUCGCUCUGAGCGGCGUGCUCCAGCCCCCCCAGGUACUGCUGCUCAGCAACUUGCGAAGACGGCUGGCGCCGCUACUCCCAGAAGGCGGGAGAAGAAAGACAAAGCCAGCGAAAUUGAUAUUGUCAAACGGCUCCAAGCAAUAUGCAGCGAGGGGGAUCCUACAAGACAGUACCGCAAUCUGGUGAAGAUUGGCCAGGGGGCUUCAGGUGGCGUUUAUACGGCGUAUCAAGUUGGCACGAACCUUUCAGUUGCUAUCAAGCAGAUGGAUUUGGACAAGCAACCGAAAAAGGAUCUCAUCAUUAACGAAAUCCUCGUCAUGCGUUCAAGUCGUCAUCCUAACAUUGUCAAUUAUAUCGAUUCCUUCUUGUAUAAGAACGACCUCUGGGUAAUAAUGGAGUACAUGGAGGGAGGUAGUCUAACUGAUGUCGUCACUGCGAACUUGAUGACAGAGGGGCAGAUUGCUGCUGUGUCGCGAGAGACGUGUCAAGGUCUCGAGCAUCUCCAUCGACAUGGUGUCAUUCAUCGGGACAUCAAGAGCGAUAACGUCCUAUUGAGCAUGCAGGGAGAUAUUAAGCUCACCGAUUUUGGGUUCUGUGCUCAAAUUUCUGAUCCUUUACAUUCGAAGCGUACGACCAUGGUUGGAACGCCAUACUGGAUGGCCCCCGAAGUCGUCACUCGUAAGGAAUAUGGUGCAAAGGUUGACAUUUGGAGUUUAGGAAUUAUGGCCAUAGAAAUGGUUGAAGGGGAACCGCCGUAUCUCAAUCAGAACCCACUGAAGGCUUUAUACCUGAUUGCAACCAACGGGACACCAAAGAUCAACAACCCGGAGGCAUUGUCGGCUAUUUUCAAGGACUAUUUGGCAAAGACCCUUGAAGUCGAUGUUGAAAAGCGACCAGAUGCUGCUGCAUUGCUUCAGCAUCCGUUCUUCCAGAAGGCAGAGCCACUGCGGACGCUGUCGCCGCUAAUCAAGGCUGCUCGCGAAAUGGCGAAGAAAUGAACGACCAUUCUAUCGCACUUUUCCCUCACCAUUUAUGUCCCUCUUUGUUGUUUCUGUUCCCCGCCCUUAUAUGCGUCAGGACUAAUUCACUAUUUUUACGUGAUUCUCGGGGCGUUCGCUUUGUCGUUACCAUUCAUGUUUUUUUUUUUCUCAGCACUCGUUCUACCUGUCACAAUGUUCACGCAGUUAGCCUUACUUACUUCAGCAUUUCGUUGAUUUUUUUUUACUUUUCUUUCUCUUCAACAU